AUGGCUGCUGCUUUGAUACGGAGCGCACGAUGUCAUGCAUGUCGCCAUGGCGUGCUCCAGUCAUUCGUGCGAGUCUCUGGUUUUACCUUUAGUCAGACUCCACGAUUGUCAGCCGAGCUGCAAAGAAGACGAUUCUUCUCUACUCCGUACCUAAAAGUCGAAUCAGCAAAUCACCCUUCGUCCGAUCGAGAUAUCGUGACUGAACUACAUCAUGACGUACCAGUCCCAGACGAAGCCACGAACUCAUCCCAACAUGUGCCGUGGUAUUUGCAGGUCGAACCAGUCAUUGAAACAACCCAUCCGCUAGCCAGAAAGCAGCAGAUUCCGGAUGUUCCUGAAAACGCGCCCCCUAUUACACGAGAAAUACUGCAACACCUCUUACUCGAGAUCGGCUUGGAUGACAUGGUUCUACUAGAUCUACGAGGAAGAGAUCCCCCGCCAGCUUUGGGAGGCAAUGUGAUCAUGGUCAUUGGAUCUGCCCGAGGUGUGAAACAUUUGAACGUUUCGGCAGAUCGAUUCUGUCGAUGGUUGAGAUCUACAUACAAGCUCCGACCGUAUGCAGAUGGCUUGCUUGGACGCAACGAACUGAAGAUCAAGCUUCGACGCAAAGCUCGCCGUGCUCGUCUUGCAAGCAGUGCUGGGACCACCGCGGAUACAUCAGACGAUGGAAUCACCACAGGCUGGAUAUGUGUAAAUGUCGGCAGUGUGGAUGAUCCAAGUAUUAUCCAAAAUAUGAGAGAAGGGGGGUUUGAAGGAUUCGGCAAAGUUCAGGGAGGUACAAGGAUCGUUGUCCAAAUGUUCACAGAGGAGAAGAGAGCCGAUGUCGAUUUGGAAGCACUCUGGACCCCMAAGGAAGACGCCAAGGGCCAAGCCGAGGGAACCCGUUCAGAUUUGGUUGAAGAAGAUUACCAGGUGCGUUUACAGUCUUCGACGGCUACCGAACACUUAUCUAACGAACCGACCUCCAACAUAUUCAGGUCACCACCUCGUAUCGAUCUUAGCCAAAGACGAAACUUCUCCACCAGCGUGAGACUCAACUCAGUUAAUACAGAUGGCAACCUAGGAUCCAACUACGAUUUCCCAGAUGUUGGAGAUGAAUCAGAUGAACAGGAUGGCGAACUCUCUUCCAUUCUGCAAAAUCUCAAUCGGCUGCCAUUGCAAGAAAAAAUAGAACAACUAGGAAGCGGUCCGGAAGAUACGAAUUCAACCGAGCUUCUACGAGAAUGCUAUUCCUUUGCGGGGAAUGAUCCAGACCGAAAAUCUACCCUUCGUUUGAUGCUCGGUGCAGCAGCGGUAUCUGCUCAGCAUCCAGAUUACACAAAAGAAUAUUUGUGGACGCUUUUUUUGGAGCACACUGCCUCCGGGUAUAAAAUCAGUGAGCCACUAGCAUUCGAGGUAGCAUCAGCUUUUCUCGUUCCGCGUUUGGAGGGUCAGGAACAGAAGAGAACAAUCUCAGAGCUGGUGGAUUUUGAUAUCGAAUCCGCAAUGCGUGUGAUGGAUAACCUAUCACUUAACGGAGCGUCUAUAAUUAUGAAACAUCGCGUUUAUAACAUGAUGUACAGAGCUUUGGUACUCAGCUUGGCCGACGAGAAAGCUGUGAACGUCCAGCUCAAGGCUUUGCGAAUACGCACUUUGAUGAGUGAAAUUGAUUUGGAAUGGCAUGGUACAGACACCCGGGAGACCAUGCAGCUCAGACUGUUACUGGGCGACGUAGAGGGUUUCUACGAAAUUUGGCAUGCGAUCGCUUUCAAUGAAGGCUCAAGAACAGCUGACGAUUAUGAAGUACUGUUCCGGGUCCACGCCGAGGCUGGACAUGCGGUCAAUGCGCGAGAAUGUUUGGCUGUUUGGAUCUCGAUGAUGGAAAGAGAGAUCCCUCGAAUUAAACCUAACGCUGGUUUGAUCUCUGCUAUUGCAAGAUGUGCGCAUGUUGCAGGCCAACAUGCCAAUACAUUCCGUCUAGCAUCGGUUUCACGGGAGUGGGAGGAGGUAGAGCCGUUGAUUCUAGAGGAGAUGAAAGCACUCGAGGAGUUGUCUUGA
Messenger RNA from Talaromyces amestolkiae, 2037 nucleotides. RefSeq lists its product as uncharacterized. Bases 1 to 2037 code for a protein of 678 amino acids. Gene Ontology annotation, cellular component: mitochondrion. The record is from RefSeq and is a predicted model, not a curated record. The transcript has a single exon. Gene Ontology annotation, biological process: mRNA stabilization; mitochondrial gene expression; mitochondrial proton-transporting ATP synthase complex assembly. NCBI's taxonomy places the organism in Eukaryota, Fungi, Ascomycota, Eurotiomycetes, Eurotiales, Trichocomaceae.